Molecule: messenger RNA, 2115 nt
Organism: Ophidiomyces ophidiicola
Lineage: Eukaryota; Fungi; Ascomycota; Eurotiomycetes; Onygenales; Onygenaceae
Exons: 3
Coding region: 1-2115 (704 amino acids)
Cellular component (GO): microtubule; membrane; cytoplasm
Molecular function (GO): GTP binding; GTPase activity; microtubule binding
Source: RefSeq, a predicted model, not a curated record
AUGAUCGAAUCAGAUGUGAUAAAAAAUAAACUCAAUAUUAUUGACAAAGUCAGAGCCCGUGGUGUUGGAGACCAUAUCGCCCUUCCGCAGCUGGUCGUUUGUGGGGAUCAAUCGGCUGGUAAAAGCUCCGUUCUAGAAGGCAUCACAGGAAUCCCGUUCCCUCGGAAAGACGGCUUAUGCACCAGGUUUGCAACUGAAAUAAUUCUUCGACAUGCUGUUUGUGAUCGCACUAUUACGGCGUCUGUCAUACCACACGCUUCACGAGAUCCGGAAAAGGUAGGGGUUUUCCGUCAGUACUCUCGUUCGCUCUCUAGCUACGACGAGUUACCAGUGGUUAUUGAAGAAGUUUCGCGGCUUUUUGGGCUGAAGGGAUAUUCUGAAAAUGAUAAUGCCCCAGCAUUCGCAGCCGAUGUAUUACGAAUUGAAGUGAUUGGUGAUACUGGUCUUCAUCUAACUAUUGUGGAUCUCCCGGGUCUUAUUGCUGUAUCGGAAGAUGAAGACAAUAUUGAUAUGGUCGGAAAAUUGGUGGAUUCUUACCUGGAAAAUUCACGUACAAUUAUCCUCGCCGUUCUGCCAGCGCCUAGUGAUAUCGAAACACAAAAGAUCAUUCAACGUGCACGGCAUUUCGACAAACCUGGAGAGAGGACUGUGGGAAUUCUUACCAAGCCUGACCUUAUUAACAAGAAUACAGAGGGGAAAGUUGUUCAACUGCUGCGAAAUGACGGCCCGACCAAGCUAAAGCUUGGUUUUUAUCUGCUGAAAAAUCCUGACCCGGAUGGACUGAAGCGAGGAAUCACUAUAGACGAACGGAAAUCAAAAGAGCUACAGUGGUUUCAGGCUCAGAAGUGGUCUAAACAUAGGCCUGAUUACAGUCGAAUUGGAGUGGAUGCCCUAAGAGCAUCUCUUCAAACCCUCCUGGAAGGACAUAUCGAAAGGGAAUUACCCAAGGUACAGGCGGAUGUAUUCGAAUUGCUGAACAAGGCCGAAAAGGAUCUCGAAGCGCUAGGUGAGGAAAGGAAGACAGUCCUUGAGCUACGACUAUUUAUCUCAAAACUUGGCAGCACCUUUUCAAACCUGGUGGCCUCAGCUACCGAUGGAACAUAUCAGGGGACUGUGCCAGAAUUCUUCUCCGAAGCAAGGGAGCGGCUUUUGCACAACAGGUUACGAGCGCGUAUUCAUCUCUUAAAUGAGGAGUUUGCGGGAUACAUGCGACAAUAUUCUUCUAAAAGACGACUUAAUCAGCGCCCCAAUGACGAAAGACUGCUGGAUAUUAAACGCCAUCUUGUUUUAAGUAUGCCGCUGGAUACUAAGACGUAUGCGCAAUUACUAGCACUGGAUGAACCUGAAAUCGUAUCAACUGGCGAGUUUCAUGCUCAUGUAAAGAUGACAUACCAAAAUACCCGGGGGCUUGAGCUUCCAGGUAAUUGCAACCAUACUCUUCUUAUGGAGCUUUUCCACGAGCAAUCAAACCACUGGCCUGUCGUGGCAAAAAGACACACUCAGUCGGUUCACAAUCUCGUACGGGACUUCGUGGACAGAGUUUUGAAACAGGUUGUUAGUGAAGAACACGUACGCUUGGAACUUCAUCGCGUUAUCAAUUCAAGGCUAAGGGUAAAUUUGGACGAUGCGCUAGAUGAGCUUGAGAAGAUUUGCCGAGACGAGAAGUUUCAGCCGAUAACAUACAACCAUUAUUUCACUGACAAUAUUCAAAAGAUCAGAAACCAGGGGCUAAAAGAGGCGGUUGCAGAAGCGUUUGAUGAAAUAAAGUGGACACCUACCUACACCCACAUCGACAAGGCAAAAGUAUUGAACGAGGUGCAAAACGCCAUUAUUGUUGAUAUGAACGAGCAAACAUGUCAGGAAGCCACGGCAGCGCUCGAUGCCUAUUGCAAGGUCGCGAUGAAGACUUUUGUCGAUAAUGUUUGCCGCCAGGUGAUCGAGAGACACAUCGUUUCCAAGCUGCCCAAUGUGUUCAAUCCCACGACCGUGCUCUCGUUAACCGACAAAGAGCUCCAGAAGAUCGCAGCGGAGCCGGGAUCGAAGACUGAGCGGAGAAAGGAGCUUACCCAUUUGGUCAGCAUGCUGAAGGAGUCUCUGGACGACUUGCAGUGCUAG